CAGGAGCUGGAGUGCAUGAUGGAGCCCCAGGAGCUGGGCCUGGAGCAGCCGCUGCCCGCCCCCGAGCAGGGCCCCGGCGGCGAGGCCGAGCUGCCGGCCGCAGAGAUCUCCCUGACGCUGGUCACCGAGAUCCAGGCCGUGGACAGGAAGGUGGACACCCAGGCCGCGCAGCUGAUGAACCUGGAGGGCAGGAUGAGGAUGGCGGAGACGAAGCUGAUCGGCUGCGAGAAGACGGCGGUGGAGUUCGGGAACCAGCUGGAGAGCAAGUGCGCGGCGCUGGGCACCCUCAUCCAGGAGUACGGGCAGCUGCAGAAGCGCCUGGAGAACGUGGAGAACCUCCUGAAGAACAGGAACUUCUGGAUCCUGCGGCUGCCCCCGGGGGCCAAAGGGGAAGUCCCCAAGGUCCCCGUGGCCUUCAACGACGCCUCGUUCAACUUCUCUGAGGAGGAGUGGAAGAGCCUCAACGAGUGGCAGAAGGAGCUCUACAGGCACAUCAUGAAAGGCAACUACGAGGCCGUCAUCUCCAUGGACGCUGCCAUUUCCAAGCCUGAUCUGCUGACACGGAUUGAGCAGGGAGAGGAUCCCAACGCUGAGGAUCAGGAGGACUCCGAGGGAGGAGAGACCCCCACAGACCCCAGCACUGAGUUUUUUUUCCCUGGGCCUGAUGACAGCUCGUGGGGUAAAUAUGAAGAGACUCUGGCUGAAAGCCACGAAGGCUCUGAGGAAGAGGAGAGCAUGGAGGUCCCUGGUACAUACGAACAGCCGUGCGAGGAGGAAGGCUCCGAGAGCCUGGAGCUUUCCAGGUCGUUGACAGGAAAGUGGGAAGAGGUUUUCUCCAACCCGGAGGAGGAGAUGCAAUCGAGCAGCAAGAGCCAGAGCGGGUCGGCCCCGCCGCAGCGAACGGCGACGGGCAACGGGCUGAGGCGCUCGGUGCGCCGCGGGAGAGACUUGGCCAAGAAGGAUCCCGAGGAGGCGGCGGCCGACAAGGGGCCCUACAUCUGCUGCGAGUGCGGAGAGAGCUUCCUGGACAAGCAGCUCUUCGCCACCCACCAGAAGGCUCACGCCAGCGAGGAGGCCUGCACGUCCCUGGAGCGCGGCGAGAGCUUCCGGCAGAAAUCCAAAGCCAAGGGCCAGGGCCCCUCCCGCUCCAAAGCGUCCAAGCGCCCCGACGGAGAGAAGAGCUCGGGAUUCAAGUACGGCUUCGUCAGGCACCAGGUGAACAACAUGGUGGAGAGGCCCUACACCUGCUCCCAGUGCAAGGAGAGCUUCAGCCUGGAAGUGAGUCUGAUCCUGCACCAGAAGCUGCACACGGGGAAGGGCGACGGGCCGCUGACGUGCACCUACUGCGGGAAGGACUUCCGAGACCUCUCCAAGGCCAUCCGCCACCAGCGCAUCCACACCGGGGAGAGGCCCUACCAGUGCACCGAGUGCGGCAAGAGCUUCAUCCGGCGGGACCACCUGCUCAAGCACUGGCGGGUGCACACCGGGGAGACCCCCUACCAGUGCCCCGUCUGCGGGAAGCACUUCCGCUACAAAGAGUCCCUGAAUUGCCACCAGAAAAUCCACUCCCGCAACCCGCGGCCCAGGGAGGAUUCCCAGCACAACCUGGGCUCGGCGGGCACCCAAACCGACCAUUUCUGCGUGAAAAAAGAGACUAAGCAGUAUCAAACCGGCCCCUCCCGUCACCUUGCACCGCGCCCCGGCGCCUUCCCCGUUACCCCUCGGUCCCCCCGGUGCCGGCUGGCUCCGCGCUGCCAGCCCAGCUCCUCGGGCAAUCCCGAGUGCCGCCAGUCCCGCAGUGCCGCCAACGCCCCCAGCCCCGUCAGUUCCCCAGUGCCUCGGUUCCCCCGGUCGCCCCCGGUCCCCGCAGUCCCCCCGGUCCCCGCGGUUCCCGCCCCCCGGGUGUCCCCUCGCCGUGCCCAUGGCAACGGGGCUCGGCCGGCCCGUGUCACCCGGCGCCCACCCCCCAUCCCGUGUCACCUCCCGGCCCCGCGCUGUCACCUCCCCCCAUCCCCGCCGCGGCGGGUCCUGCCCGUCCCGUGGGACCGGCACGGGGCCGCCGUAAGCGGCUUAGCGGGGACACGGGGACGUCCCCGCCGCCCCGGCGAGCGCCGGGCCCUGCAGCGGCGCCCCCCGCGGGGUCCGCAUGGCCCCGGGGAUGUCCCCAUCGCCCCGGGGGGCCCUGUCACACCGGGCGCGGGCGGGUCUCUAUCACCCCGGCAGGGUCCCUAUCCCCCUGGGGGCAUCCCCCGCCCUGACCCCGCGCCCUUGUCUCCUCCGCAGGCGCCGGAGCCGGUGCGGCCGCCGCGCUGCCCCUCGCCCCUCCGGCCGGCCGCCGGCCCCGAGCGCACCUCGGAGCGGGAGACGCAGACGGCUGAGCUGUCCCUGACCGUGGUGGCGGCCGUGCAGGCGGUGGAGCGCAAGGUGGAUUCCCACUCCACCCGCCUGCUGGACCUGGAGGGUCGGACGGGGAUGGCGGAGAAGAAGCUGAUCGACUGCGAGAAGACGGCGGCGGAGCUGGGGAACCAGCUGGAGAGCAAGUGCGCGGCGCUGGGCACCCUCAUCCAGGAGUACGGGCUGCUCCAGCGGCGCCUGGAGAACAUGGAGAACCUCCUGAAGAACAGGAACUUCUGGAUCCUGCGGCUGCCCCCAGGCAGGAAGGGGGAAGUCCCCAAGGUGCCGGUGACCUUUGAUGACGUGUCCGUCUAUUUCAAUGACAAGGAAUGGGAGAAGCUGGAGGAGUGGCAGAAGGAGCUCUACAAGAAUGUGAUGAAGGGGAACUACGAGUCUCUGAUCUCCCUGGACUAUGCAAUUUCCAAACCUGGUGUUUUGUCUCAGAUCGAGCAAGGGGAGGAAUCUCGGGGCAGGAAUGAGCAGGACCUGGAGGAGAGUGAGAUCAUUACUGAUGCCACGGCAGCUGGAAUAAGGGUGGUGAUCAAAACGGAGGAGCUCCUUCCUGAAGACAGCCCCGAGAACCCCGAGCUGCACGGGAUGUCGGGGCAGUCCGAGGGCAGCUUCCAGAGCCCGGACGAGGAGGCGGCCUGCGAGAGCCCCUACGGCUCCGUGUCCCCGCCGAGGGACCUCCCGGGCACCAGCCUGGGGGACUCCUCCGAGUACGGAGCCGACUUCAGCGAGAUCCAGAGGGUCAUCGUUCACCACGGGGGCUGCACAGAGGAUGGGAUCGUGAUCAAGACGGAGGAGGAGGAGGAGGAGGAAGAGGAUGACCCCGACACGCUGGAGCCGUGCGCCAUGUUCUCGGGCCGGAGCGAGGCGCCGGCGUUCCCCAGCCACGAGGCCGGGCUGGGCUGCGAGGCGCAGUGCAGCUCCAAGGCGCAGCCCCGCAGCCUGGCCCGCGUCAGGAAGCCGUCGGCCUGCGAGAGGGACUCCGGGGACAUGAAGCCGGCCAGCGGCCAGCAGCGGAACCGGACGCGGGAGAGACCCUACAUCUGCCCCGAGUGCGGCAAGAGCUUCAUGCUCAAGAUCAACUUCAUGAUCCACCAGCGCAACCACCUCAAGGAAGGGCCCUACGAGUGCCACGAGUGCGACCUCAGCUUCCGCAACAAGCAGCAGUUCCUGCUGCACCAGCGCAGCCACACGCGCCGCGGCGUGGGGGUCCCGCGGCGCCCCGAGCACGGCCUCAAGCCCCCGGCGCGGCCCCCGCCCCCGGGGAAGCCCUACAAGUGCUCCGAGUGCGAGAGCAGCUUCAGCCACAAGUCGAGCCUCAGCAAACACCAGAUCACCCACGUCGGGGAGCGGCCCUUCACCUGCGGCGAGUGCCGGAGGAGCUUCCGCCUGCAGAUCAGCCUGCUCAUGCACCAGAGGAUCCACGCCGGCAAGAACGAGAUGGCCUUCCUGUGUCCCCAGUGCGGCAAGAACUUCACCCGGCCCUCCCACCUGCUGCGGCACCAGCGGACUCACACCGGCGAGCGGCCCUACCAGUGCAGCCAGUGCGAGAAGACCUUCAGCGAGAAGUCCAAGCUCACCAACCAUUACCGCAUCCACACGCGGGAGCGCCCGCACGCCUGCGCCGUCUGCGGGAAGGGCUUCAUCCGCAAGCACCACCUCCUGGAGCACCAGCGCAUCCACACGGGCGAGCGGCCCUACCACUGCACCGAGUGCGGCAAGAACUUCACGCAGAAGCAUCACCUCCUGGAGCACCAGCGGGCGCACACCGGCGAGCGGCCCUACCCCUGCACCGAGUGCACCAAGUGCUUCCGCUACAAGCAGUCGCUCAAGUACCACCUGAGGACGCACAUGGGAGAGUGAGGGGCUGCCGAGGCUUCCUCUCCCUCCCUCCAUCCCUCCCUUCCUCCUCCUCGUCCUUCUCCUCCACUGAUCUCUCCCUCCCUCCCUCCAUCCAUCUCCCCCCACCCCGGCUCAGGGCAUGGACAUCAAGGAAGCUUUGUGUGGUAGCGCCGCUGGUCUGGUGGAGACUCGGCUGAUUGGAAAUAAAUUAAUGAAUUAAAGCAAGCAACGCGCGGCAAAAUUAAAAGAUUAUAUAUAUAAAAAAUUAACAGAAGCAGCUGAUUUAGGGGGAAUCAUCACCAACAAGCAAACAAACCACCAACAAAAGAAACCUGUACACAGGGGUGUUUUGCCAGAGUAGGACUCAUAACUGCUUUUUAAAUCUACUGUUUGUUUUUUUUAAUAAAUGUGGAGGAACUUUUUAUUUGAUAAGCAACCUUAGGAUGGGCAAGAUUUUAUUUUCAGUUUUGGUUUUUGUUUGUUUUGUUGGGUUUUUUGUUUUUUUGGUUUUUUUUUUUGUUAACUGCUCUGUAGGCUGAUUCUGGCACAGUCACUUUUUGUCCAGGAGCUCUGUGGAGGUGCUGCCUCGUCCGGGCUGGAUGUGACAGGAGGAGCUCCAGCGGGGGGAGGUGAGUAAUUAACAGAUGCAGCUGAUGAGGAAGUUCUGCGUGUGUCUAGAUUGGAAGCGCUGAUAGGUGCCUGCCCGGCUCGCGGGGCUGUGAUGCACUCCUGAAUUAUACAAUAGAAUAAAAUUCUAGUUGCAGUAAAAGACCCUUUUUCUGGUAGGACCCCUCCGCAAGGCUCCCCCAAACACUCAUUCCCAGCGCUCAGUCUUCCCACAGGGGGCUGGCCCUGCUGCCCCCGAGGCAUGGGGUGCUGUGGGUCUGGCCAUGGGGUGCUGUGGGGCCAGCAGGGACUGACAGCAAGACUUUUGUGUUUAACUGCUCUGCUGUCCUUGAGCCGCUGCCGGGGGCAUCAACCAUGCCCUCCUCAAUGGCAGGAGCGGCGGGAUUCCUGCCCGGGGGAGGAGCAGCUCCAGGCUGGCUCCAAGGAAAGACCUCGCUGCUCCUGGGCACCUGCAGCCAGGGUGGGUGGGACACAAUCCAUCUCCCUGCUGUUGGUCUGAGCUCCUGUUUGUAGCAGCU
This is a messenger RNA of Pyrgilauda ruficollis (rufous-necked snowfinch), 5390 nucleotides long. RefSeq lists its product as uncharacterized. The transcript is spliced from 11 exons. Gene Ontology annotation, biological process: regulation of transcription by RNA polymerase II. NCBI's taxonomy places the organism in Eukaryota, Metazoa, Chordata, Aves, Passeriformes, Passeridae. The record is from RefSeq and is a predicted model, not a curated record. The coding region runs from base 16 to 4266 and encodes 1416 amino acids. Gene Ontology annotation, molecular function: DNA-binding transcription factor activity; RNA polymerase II cis-regulatory region sequence-specific DNA binding.